UAAAGGCAGGUGAUUCUACGAGACGUGCUUGUAAGGAGGGGCCUGCUGUUGCUGCUGCCUGAGCUCGUGCAAGUCUUAGGAGGCCACGUGGCACACCUAGAGGCUGCCAGGUGUCGCAUCGCCGACCACUUCUCACGCCCCUCUCGCCCCCACUCACUUGCACGCGGUCGUCUCGCUGCUCGGUCCACUCUGGAGACCACCACUCAAAUGCUAGCACAAGAGGUGGCUUGGCCCCCAGAUUCUGAUGCCUCUGCUGCUGGUGUUACUACUGAUGCUGAUGCUGCUGCUGCUGCUGCUGCUGCUUCUGCAGCUUCUGCGGCUGCUGCUGCUGCUGCUGCUGCGUAUGCUCGCGCCCCUGCCUCUAACCAAAGUCAUCCUCACAGUCGCAACAAUUUUGCUUCUCCUGCUGCCGCUGCUGCCGCCGCUGCUGCCGCUGCUGCUGCUGUUGCGACGCAUGCUGGGGUUAAUUCUUCCGGUGCUGGCUCAAACCAGGCUAGCCGUGCCUACGUGGCCCCAUCUUGGCGUGACACGUCACCAUCCUUGCCACAUCAGCAGCGCCCACAUCAGCAGGAGAAUCAACAGCAGAAUCCGCAGCAGAAUCAGCAGCAGAAUCCGCAGCAGGAGACGGGGCAGCAGCAGAACGGGUGGAGGAAUGGGUACCAGGCGAAUGGGCAGGCAGGGAGGGGGGGCAUGAGGGGAGAUAGACGGGCAGAGGGAGAAGAGAGGAGAGAAGGAAAUGGAGGAGGGAAUGAGGAGGUGGAGGAGGAGGAUUCGGUGUGGAGGGAUUGGAGUGAUGGUGGAGUGCUGGGGAACCAUCCUUCACGCUCUGAUUCUUCUGCUCGUCCCGCUUCUGCUCCCACUGGUGCUUCUGCUGCUACUGCUGCUGCUGCUUCUGCUGCUUCUCCUGCUCCCUCUCUUUUCGCUGCUACUGGGCGUGUGGGUGUGAAGGAGAGAGUAGAAAAGAUGGAGGUCGUAGACUUGACCGAAGACAAUGAUGCUGACGAUGGUGAUGAUGGUGUUGCCAUGGAGAUGAAUCGGCAACCAGCAGCAGCAGCAGCAGCAGCCGUAGCCGCAGCCACAGCACCACCACAGUCACCAGCAACAACGGCUGUGGAUGCUAGAGCGACAACAGCAGCAGCACCCAAGCAAGCAGAACCAGCAGCAGCAGCAGCAGCAGCAGCCGUAGCCGCAGCCACAGCACCACCACAGUCACCAGCAACAACGGCUGUGGAUGCUAGAGCGACAACAGCAGCAGCACCCAAACAAGCAGAAGCAGCAGCAGCAGCAGCAGCAGCCGUAGCCGCAGCCACAGCACCACCACAGUCACCAGCAACAACGGCUGUGGAUGCUAGAGCGACAACAGCAGCAGCACCCAAACAAGCAGAACCAGCAGCAGCAGCAGCAGCAACAGGGGCAGCAGCGGCAGUGGCAGCACAAGGAGGGGAAGUGUUUGCGUACCUGGCGGAUGUGGUUGGGGAAGGGGGGGAAGAGGAAGGAGCAGGAGCAGGAAGGAGUGGCAAGCUGCUUACUGUGAAGUGUGUGGUGGUGGGAGUGAAGGAGUUCAGCUACCGCACACCUGGUGUGGUUCGCCUGGUGGUGUAUGUCGACGAUGGCUGCUCACUCAUGCCCGCUGCCGUGCAUGCUGCGGAGAUAGCCCGACUGCUGCACAUGGACGAGGCUGCUCUGCUGGCCAUCACCCACUCGCCCUCCCUUCCCCCGCCCUUCCGCUCUGCCCUCAUGCGCCUGCAAGGCUUCCUUGCUUCCUUUGAGGGGCUUAUCCAAGUCGGGUAUUCACAUCCGCAGCCCAACUCAGCCAGCACCAGUAUCCGAGCCAACAAGGGGGGAGUGGGAGGGCAGCAAAGCAGAGCUAAGGAGUUGAUGAUAUACCACAUGAGCACAGGCUGCAGGGGGUUGGAUCACAGGCUAAUUCUGGAUAGGGUGGCUUCUGCAUGGGAGAGGUUCAAAAGUUGAUGCAAGGUAGGGAGGGGGGAUUUUGUGAAAGCAGAUGCGUUGUCUUGGGUUUCACUUGUACAUUUCCAUGGCGUUGUGCUAUGCUAAUCAUUUCAUUCAUCUCGUAGGCAGUGUUUCACUCAUCAUUUCAUAA
Molecule: messenger RNA, 2104 nt
Organism: Closterium sp. NIES-67
Lineage: Eukaryota; Viridiplantae; Streptophyta; Zygnematophyceae; Desmidiales; Closteriaceae
Source: the annotation of a GenBank genome assembly